Molecule: messenger RNA, 2870 nt
Organism: Bolinopsis microptera
Lineage: Eukaryota; Metazoa; Ctenophora; Tentaculata; Lobata; Bolinopsidae
Exons: 16
Coding region: 26-2371 (781 amino acids)
Biological process (GO): DNA repair; proteasome-mediated ubiquitin-dependent protein catabolic process; protein polyubiquitination
Cellular component (GO): HULC complex
Molecular function (GO): ubiquitin conjugating enzyme activity
Source: RefSeq, a predicted model, not a curated record
AUCUAUUACAUUUAUUGAGCAUGGUAUGAAUGGAGAAUCUCUACUAAACCUCCUCCAACAGAAGCUGCUCGCACACCCAGAUUACACACAACUCGCUCACAGACUCAAGAGUGAUGUACAGACUCAUCCCACUAGAGAUGAACAGAGAACCAUUCUCUCUGCACUCAGUAAGUAUGAUAAGGAGAACAAGCUGAUAACGACAGUUCAACAAAGUCUCCUCUCCUUGGGAUACCCCAACAUAUCCACUGCUGCUAGUGAGGCGCUGGUGACUCUGAUAAAGAAAGAUAAGAGCACAGUAUUUGUUCUGCACCAAUUCCUGAACCAGCCCCUGCCUAGUCCGCUCCGCUCCUCCCUGUACACUACACUGCUCAGUGAGGAGGCGGUGGGUGCUGGCUAUAUGGACGCUGUUAGGGACAAACCUUACUCAGCUCAGUCACCUCAGGAGAAUGUCAUCAGAGAAAAAGUGAAAGGUUUUAUCCAAAGCGUUCCCGGCUUUAGUACGUCAAAGUUUCUUCACAGUGAGAAGGGACAUCAGCUAAUGAUCAAAUCAUUAAGUUACUGGCACAUACACGUAGGACGCCCUCUGGCGGAUAUUGACUACAAACUCAUGAUACUGGUAAUAUCUCUGUCAUGGGAAGAGGGGGAUACGACAACUACAGUUACUAAAGUUAUAUCCUUGCUGGCUGGACUCUUUCACCUGCUCCAGACGCUGAAAGCAGCAGACCCGACCACACUAAACAUAGUGCUCCAGUACGUGCAGCUAGCACAACCUGAUCUCAGCGAACACAUCAUGUUGCUGAGACCGGACAUUUCCUCUUCUCAUACCACGCCCACUGCUCAGCUCGUAGCUACUCUUCACGAGAAACUAUUUGUGGGGUACCUCUCCGAAGCAGUGAUCCUGUUCCUCCUGGACCAGUGUGUUAUAGGUAGUGAUGUUUCCUCCUACAACCCUCUCUUCUCCUUUACUGCCACCGUCCUCUGUCUCUGUUCUUCUGCUAUUUCUCAGUGUAACAAUGUCUCCUCCGCUCUCUCUCACAUAGAACAACGUGGUAUUGCGGUCACCACCAAACAAGUCCAACAAUUCAUCCAGAUGCACUACAUAGACUCUCUAGCUACUCAACUGUCCACUAAACCGUCCCGUGUCCACUUUAACCCUAAACCUACCACUCUGGGAGAGGAGGCUCACUCUGAGACUCCUGAUAACAGAAGAUUGUUGAAGGAUAUGGAAGAUUUGAGGAAGAAGCUGGCGGAGGAGAAGAAAGAGAGGAAUGAUAAACAUGUAGCUCACAGGAAUGAGAUGGCGAUACUGCGAGCUGAGAACGAAGAUUUAAAACGACGGUUGAACGCUACAAAAGGACCCGACAUCAUAGCACCAGUAGUAGUAGCAGCACCUUUAGUAGCUGCCGCCUCCCUCCCUGCAGUUACUCCACCAGCUCCACCACCACCAGAGUCUAUACCUGCAUCUGAUCCAGAUCCUAUGGACGAGCCUGAAGAUGAAGACACUGGUGACAUCAGUGGUCCACUGACAGCACCUCUAACUCAAAAGCAAGUACAGAACCUCUGGCUGGACAUUGCCCGGAAUGUCAUGCAGCGAGUUAAGCGGCUAGCCUUCAAGAACCCAACUAGAAAGAAGGAACUAGACACACUGACAUUCUUCCUCAACAAACAAUACGAAGAGGACCGUGCCCGGGCGGAGAUGGAACUGUUUGGAGGUGAAAUGCAAGCGGAGGACUGGGACAACCUGUCGGAGGAGGAGUACUAUGAGAAGAUAUACCAGAUAGACGUGUUUGUGGAGAAGUUGGUGAGGGAGAGGUUGGAGGAAGAAGCUAGUCCUGAUGGUGGGAAGAAGAAGAAGAAAUGGACCAUGUCUACCCCAGCUAGGCGGCGUCUCAUGCGGGACUUUAAGCGUCUCCAGGAGGACCCUCCCACAGGGGUCAGCGCAGUGCCUACUAACAACAAUAUCAUGCUGUGGAACGCCAUCAUAUUCGGUCCCUCAGACACGCCGUUCGAGGAUGGUACGUUUAGACUAACAAUAGAGUUCACGGAGGAGUACCCCAACAAGCCUCCCACCGUCAAGUUUGUCAGCAAAAUGUUCCACCCAAAUGUUUACAGUGAUGGUAGUCUCUGUUUAGACAUCUUACAAAACAGGUGGAGUCCUACCUAUGACGUGUCAGCUAUCCUCACCUCAAUACAGAGUCUGUUAGACGAACCUAACCCUAACAGUCCUGCCAACAGUCUCGCUGCUCAAUUAUACUUAGAAAACAGGAGAGAAUACGAGAAGAAGGUAAUAGCAAUAGUGGAGCAGAGCUGGAUAAACACGGACGGUGAUGCUGAUGACUCAGCCACGGCUGUACGCUCUACUCGCUCAUGAGAACAGUCCCCUCCCCUGAUCUUAGUAUUCUGAGAUACCCUGCCACUCACGUUGGGAAAGUGAUCGCGAGAUAUGAUGUUUUAGUUGUGGAGCUGAGGACAAUAUCUGUUGAGUUCGUUUGGGACUCUCGAAAUUUGUUGUGUUGAUUGAAGUGAACUCAAGGAUGUGAUGGGUGACCAGUACGUAGCGGUAUCUGUUGCUUACUAGUUGAAGAAGUUAAAGUUUAUCUUAUGGUUUUUGUCUUGAACGAGAAGUGGUGGAUGUUUCAUCGUUGCUUCGUGUUUGACGUUGAAUGUUAACUUUCAAAAAGAGUAGAAUUUCUCUGAUUCUUCUUUAAUGCUUGAAAUGCAAUGCUUACUUUUGAUGAGUGAAAGUUGGUUUUGAGAUGCACUCUUUACCUGAUCUUGCUGCUCAGGUUUUAAAUGUUCUUAAUUUCUAUUAUUUUCUAAGAUAAUUAUGUAUUGAUAAUUAUUUCAAUGAUUUGACCCAUUUCAUUUAA